Messenger RNA from Vittaforma corneae ATCC 50505, 4047 nucleotides. RefSeq lists its product as uncharacterized. Gene Ontology annotation, cellular component: cytoplasm. Lineage: Eukaryota; Fungi; Microsporidia; Nosematidae. Gene Ontology annotation, molecular function: nucleic acid binding; ATP binding. Bases 1 to 4047 code for a protein of 1348 amino acids. The transcript has a single exon. The record is from RefSeq and is a predicted model, not a curated record.
AUGCAAAAAGAGAGUGAACAUUCACAGACUCUGCCACACAUGAACUACUGCAAUGUAACUGCCACAUUCUCCGGAAUUGGCAAUAUUAUUCUUGAUGUUAACAGUGUUGUGCUCACUGCAGUGGACCGGUACUCAUUGAACAUAGAGCAGUGCCCUUUCCAGACAAUUUUUCUCCAUUUUCAAUACAUAGUUCAAAACCUCAAGCAGUAUCAAUUAAAGGAUGUGCUUUUCUUCUAUGAAAUAACUGAGAAUCCAUAUUUUAAUCUUGCAAUUUCGAUGUUGGAUGACGGUACCUUCAUAACCUUCGACAAGAUUCGAGACACACUUGAGAAUACAAGAAUUGCAUUUGCAUUGUGCUGCUAUAAACGAUCCAAGCUUAAUGAUUUUCUAUCAUCAUCUGGUCUCUAUGUAGGACUGUUAGAUAUGCUUCUUUUUGAGGUUCCUUUUAUAUUCACACUGGUUUCCAGUCCAAAGGAAGUAAUUGAUCCGGAAGCCAACUACACAAGUGCCUUUUCAAAUGAUGUGUCUUUACACGAUCAGUCUGGCAGUGCUUUAGUUAGUUCCAAAGCAUAUAAUUUUGACAUUUCCUUAAUGGCCAAAGAGUUUUUUAAUUUCUCUGAAGAAUGGAUCUAUGAGGCAGGAAACUUCAAAAUUGACAAGGAAAUGGUCUAUUCAAUGCUGAAGCACAACUUUUCCAAAAGUAUUCUUGAUAAAAUAUAUUUUGAUGGUAGAAUAUUUAAGGGUUUAAGAAGAAAAAGAACAAAGCCAUCAGAUAUUGAUGCAAAUAGUAUUGAUAGAAGCAUUCUGGACAUAAGGACUGAAAAGCCCUGGUCUGGAAAGGACCUAGAUCUCAUAAUGCCGGCCAUUCCAGAGCAGAUCUCCAUGAAGCAUCUCGCAAACAUCAGAAGAUCAGCAAUGAGUCUUUAUGACGGAAAAUUUCAUUUCAGUACAAUAGUGAGGGAGUCAGCUGAAAAGCCAAAGAAAGUUAGUGGGAAGAUGCUUAAAAUAAUUCAGGAAAACGAGGAAAGGAUUAGAAAAGAAAAAGAGCAAGCGGAUAAUGUUUGGCUUAGGAACUUCUAUGAUGCAUAUGUUAAAGUGCCUAAUUUAAAAGGCAAAAAAUCUAUGCUGGAGAAAAUCAAGAUCAAUAACGACUAUAUCAACAGGAGAUUGCUACUUUUGAAAAUCGAGCUUUACUCUGAUAUUUGGAAUUUAGAAACAAGAAACGAGGAGGUUGAUGAGAAAGUCUUGGUUCCAUUGUAUCUUUCAUGUCUCAAAUACAUUGAAAACUAUGUGACAAAAGCCAAGUAUAAUAAAAAUGAGCUUGAGUUUGUUAUUACAAAACUUGUGGAGGCUAGAUUUGAGGCCACUGCUCUUGAAAUUCUUGAAAAGCUUGAGAUAAAACUGAAUAUAUCCUUCAGUCCCAAUGCCACAUCCGCUCCCAACGACUUGGAUCUUUAUUUUCAGCUGAAAUAUGCCGGAGAUCAUCUCAAGAGAACACUUGGUACACGCAAGGAUAAAAGAGUGCCAUUUGAUCCUGAUCAGUGGCAGGUAAACCUGCUAGAUGCUGUAGAUGCAAACAAAUCUGCCAUAGUUUCUGCACCAACUUCUUCUGGAAAGACAUUCAUAUGCUUCUACGCCAUCGAAAAGAUUCUUAGGAGCAGCGACACCGACAUGGUUGUGUUCUGCCUUCCCACAAAAGCACUAGUCAAUCAGGUUUCUGCAGACAUAUACGCUAGAUUUAAUUCAAAAAACAUUAAAGUUUCUCUUCAAGGCACUCUUAUGGCGGAUAGAUGUAACGACCCAUUUAACUGUCAGGUGCUGAUAACCGUGCCGGCGAUGUUAGAGUCAUUGUUAAAUAGCAAAGAUUGUUCUAAUAUUAAGUACAUUAUCAUUGACGAAGUACACAAGAUUAAUGACAGUUCCCUUGGAUUGAGGAUUGAAAGGAUCAUACAUCUUGCAAAGUGCCCACUUCUUCUCCUUUCUGCCACUCUCGGAAAUCUAGAUGGAUUCUACGAUUGGUUUAAAAACAUCGAAAAUUCUAAAGGCCGUGAAUGUGAGCUAGUGUACCAUGGAGAAAGAUAUUGCGAGUUAAAAUCUUAUGUAUAUACUGAGAAAAAGUUCAUUGAGGAUGAAGAGGAGGUUGACGAGAAUAAUCUCAAGGAUAUUCCCAUCAAGCCUGCAUUUGUGCCCCUGAAUGGUAUGUUCCCAUAUUCCUUCUCACAUCUUAAAAAUUUUGGAUUUGGCAAUGAUUUACACUUCUUACCCGAAGAGCUUCUAAACAUCUACCUUUAUAUUUAUAUGAUCUUGGAUGCAUCACAUAAGAAGCUGAUAAAACACUUAGCACCAAAAAAGUUUUUCCAAAGUAACAUCAUCUGCAAGGCCGAUAUCCGUGAGUAUCAGAAUCACCUUCUGACUACAUUUAGGAGCUGGGUCAGCGAAGGCAUCCUCAAUGAAAAGCAGGUUGAAGAAAUACACAAUCUUCUUACUGCCGAGGCACACGAUGCAUUUAAUUUUGACUCGUCUGAGAAUUACAUUGUUGACAAUAUUAUGAAGCUUCUAAACACACUUAAAGACUCUGACAUGCUGCCUGUUAUUGUUUUCAAUACUGAUCGAGACUUUGUUACAAGGCUAGCAAGGCUGGUGUAUGAAAAAUUGGAGAAAUCUGAUAUUAAAAAGAAGAAGGAUAAGCUUAUGGAAUCACUAAAGAAAGAGGCCAAAAGGACACGGGAUUUGGAGAAGACGAAGACCUCUUGGAUUGAAGAAUCCAUUGCUGCGGAACAGAUGAUUGAACCCGAGCAGAGAGACAUCAGGUUUACCUUUUUGGAUCCAAUCACAAAGCUUACGGACUAUGAAGUUAAAGAGGAGUUUGCAGAUAUUAAAGGCAUACCAAAAGACAUUCUAGACAUGGCAUUUAGGGGGAUUGGAAUUCACCAUUCUGCGAUGAACAGAAAGUACCGAUCAGCCGUCGAGAUUCUCUUUAGAAAAAAGCAUAUUAGGGUUCUCUUUGCAACGGAGACACUAGCCUUGGGUAUUAAUAUGCCAUGCCGAACAGUUGUAUUUGCCGGGGACUCACUUCAGCUCGAUCCCAUGAAUUAUAAGCAGAUGAGCGGGAGAGCGGGAAGACGAGGGUAUGAUACUCUUGGCAAUGUUGUAUUUUUUGGCAUUCCAAAGCAUCGGGUCCAAAACCUAAUGGUAAGCAUGCUUCCUGAAAUACAGGGCGCCUAUGUAUAUAGCAACACCAGCCUGGUUUCUUUCAACAUUGAGGAUUCCCUGGUGAAAUAUCCCCUACUGUCAGCAAACAGGGACUACCUGAGGAUUAAAGAGAUUAAAGAAGAGCUAGAAAACCUAACAACCAGUGCCGUCAAGGAUUCAAAACACAGGAGUGCCAAUAUUGUUACUACUCUAGAUGUUUUGAAUACGCUGGAAUCGAGAAAGACUCUUGUUAAUUACCAAAAGUCUAUCUAUUCCCAUAUCUUCCCAUCGAACUAUCUUUGGGAUUUAUUUAUCACCAACCGUGAGUUUGACCCCUCAAUUUUCAUAUUUGCUGUUCUAUUCGAAAGCAACAAAAUUGCCUGGACGUCAGAUGAGUUUAUGAACGUGGUUGCACAUCUUUUUGAAGUACGGCUUGUUCAUCCACAGUUUGAAUAUUCGCUCAAGCCACUUUCGGACGAUCUUGAAAGAUGCAUCUCCCAGAUAAACAUGAUCUAUUUGCAUGACAUUAGUAAAUUCUAUCCGCCUGUGCUUAAAGUGCUGCAAGGGCAGACAAGAAAGCCGCUGUUCUACCUCAAUUCGCUGUUGUACACUAUUUCUGAGAAGAAAAACUCAUAUAUUUUUGAUUUCUACCAGCACGGAUCCAGCUUUAAAAUUAGAAAGUAUAAUUUAAUAACGGAAGGCGAGCUUUGGCAAUCAUUGAACAACAUUGAAGCUUUUUUCAAAAGCUUUAUUUGCUUAUUAGAAACAUACUACGGGGCCCAAGAUGAAAGAUUAAAGAAGGUUAGACUGAUAUAUGCAGAGUUUAACAGGAAGUUCCAACAAAUUUUUGCUUAA